This is a messenger RNA of Prosopis cineraria, 1155 nucleotides long. Its product is annotated as E3 ubiquitin-protein ligase MPSR1-like. Gene Ontology annotation, cellular component: cytoplasm. Gene Ontology annotation, molecular function: ubiquitin protein ligase activity. Bases 292 to 960 code for a protein of 222 amino acids. NCBI's taxonomy places the organism in Eukaryota, Viridiplantae, Streptophyta, Magnoliopsida, Fabales, Fabaceae. The transcript has a single exon. The record is from RefSeq and is a predicted model, not a curated record. Gene Ontology annotation, biological process: protein ubiquitination.
AAUUGGAAGCAUUUAGAAGAAACUUGAAACUGGAUAGAAGAUAGACAUAAGAAAAUUAUGUCAUAACAGUUCCGACACAUGCGCCUCCGUGUUCAGCUACCAGGUCCUUCCGCCAGCUUCAGAGGGCGAUCACCCUCUCUGUAUUUCCCUUAAUUCCUUCUUCCUUCUUCCCUAGCAUCCUCCCUUGUUUCUUCGUCACUGUGCAAUUCAUAAUCUACUGUUCAGUGCUCUCUUUCUCUCUCCCCUACUUUUUCCUGUGGAAGAAGACUAUUUUCACUCCCAACUCAAUCAAUGGCUUCUGAAUCUGAUGUCUCUGAGAAUUCGUCCCUCUUUGAAAGCUUGUUCACAUUCAGAGACCUUUCUGUGUUCUUACCCUUCAUCUUAGGCUUCUCCACCGAUUAUCCCGGACGAGACAGUCAAGACCUGGAUCAAGAAACCACAAAUUCAGAAAAUAGUAAUACCCAUGGUGAAAGAGUCGUCUUGAUCAACCCCUUUACGCAAGGCAUGGUGGUGAUUGACGGUACUUCGAGCCUCGAGACUCUGUUCCACGAACUGGAUGUGAAAAACGGGCAACCGCCGGCGUCGAAGGAGUCUAUAGACGCGAUGACGAGCGUGGAAAUCGGACAAGACGAAGACGGCGAGUGUGUGAUCUGUUUGGAGGAAUGGGAGGUUGGUGGGGUAGCGAAAGAGAUGCCUUGUCAGCACAAGUUUCAUCAAAAUUGUAUAGAGAAGUGGUUGCGAAUUCAUGGAUCUUGCCCUGUUUGUAGAUACCAGAUGCCUGUGGGUGAGAAAGAAGUGGGCAAGAUAGAUGAAGAAGAACGAGGAGGAGAGAGAAGGAGGGUUGGCAGAGAAGUUUGGGUGAGCUUUUCUUUUAGAAGUGAGAAUACGAACCAAGCUCCUUCUGAUAAUUCCAGUGAUCCUUCAUCAAGUCCAAGAGGUGAUUCUGAGGUAGAGAAUUAGCAAAAAAGUUUUUUUUUUUUUUCGGGGUAGGUUUUCAUUUGUAGAUAGAAUCUGUACAGGUACAUUUACAAAGUUGUGUUGAUCAAAUUUUGUGGAUAUAAAUAAACUCAUGAUAUUUUCUGCUGUAUAUUGAGUGCUAGGGUUAGAUCGAUGUUAUUCUAAUGAAUCUGGUAACUAGAGUUUGCCCAAAUAAAA